Racocetra persica is the source of this 421-nucleotide messenger RNA. NCBI's taxonomy places the organism in Eukaryota, Fungi, Glomeromycota, Glomeromycetes, Diversisporales, Gigasporaceae. The record is from the annotation of a GenBank genome assembly.
AUAAGCAAUCGGAUAAGGAUUUCUUACUUUUUAGUAAGUUUGGAGUUAAUGAAGAAGCAUUUGACUUACGGGAUCCUGAUAGCGAUUAUAAUAUACUUGAUAAUGAAAGUACAAGUUCUAAUACCGCUACAGGAAGUUUUGUAAUUGAGAAUGUUGACGAACAUGAUGAAAUAGAACCAUUUAUGUUGGACGAAAUAGCCUUUGAAAAGGCAAAAAUGUUAGCAAAUAAAAAUGAAUAUAAUUGUGACGAUGAAAUUGAAUGGGAUGAUCUUGAUUACAAAUCUUUAGAAACCACAACAUUAACUAUAGAGUCAACAGAGAGUGGACAUUUAUUUCAACGUCCGGGUAUUGGCAGACAUGCUGAACCAUGUGAUGAAAAACAUAAUGAUGAUACGACGCUAGCACUUGAGCUUCUGGGGCA